AGUGCACACCGCCCGACGAAGCGCAUGCGCGCCCGCGCACUGCCUGCCGGGAGUUGUAGUUUCGGCUCGGCGGACCCGGCGAGUCCAGUGGCCGCGCUCCGGUGCAGCGGCGCUCGAGGCCCGAGGCGGAAGUGGGGCGGCCAAGCAGGGAGGCGAGGGCUCGGGAUCGACGGCUGCGGAGCGCCGACGAGGGUUGCAGGACUCAGGAAGGGCGCGUGCGCGGCGACAGGGCCCGGGGAAGGAGGCAGGGCAAGGCCGGGCUUGGGGGCAGGUGGUUCGGGCAUCCAGCCUGGAAGAUGCACAAGAGGAAAGGACCCCCGGGACCCCCGGGCAGAGGCGCCGCGGCCGCCCGCCAGCUGGGCCUGCUGGUUGACCUCUCCCCAGAUGGCCUGAUGAUCCCUGAGGACAGAGUUAACGAUGAAGAACUGGAGGCCGAGUUCUUGGCUUUGGUCGGGGGCCAGCCCCCAGCUCUGGAGAAGCUCAAAGGCAAAGGUCCCCUGCCGAUGGAGGCCAUUGAGAAGAUGGCCAGCCUGUGCAUGAAGGACCCAGAUGAGGAUGAGGAGGAGGGCACGGAUGAGGAUGACUUGGAGGCCGAUGAUGACCUGCUGGCAGAGCUAAAUGAGGUCCUUGGAGAGGAGCAGAAGGCUUCAGAGACGCCACCUCCUGUGGCCCAGCCAAAGCCUGAGGCCCCCCAUCCGGGGCUGGAGGCCACCUUGCAGGAGAGGCUGGCGCUCUAUCAGACAGCAAUUGAAAGCGCCAGGCAAGCUGGAGACAGCGCCAAGAUGCGGCGCUAUGACCGGGGGCUUAAAACACUGGAAAACCUGCUGGCCUCUGUCCGGAAGGGCAAUGCCAUUGACGAAGCAGACAUCCCGCCGCCAGUGGCCAUAGGAAAAGGCCCGGCGUCCACGCCUAGCUGCAGCCCUGCACCCACCCAGCCGGCCCCUGGAAUCGCGUCAGCCCCGGAGCCCAGGGUCACCCUGGAGGGACCUUCUCCCACUGCCCCAGCCUCAUCUCCAGGCUUGGCUAAGCCCCAGAUGCCCCCAGGUCCCUGCAGCCCUGGCCCUCUGGCCCAGUUGCAGAGCCGCCAGCGUGAGUACAAGCUGGCUGCCCUCCACGCCAAGCAGCAGGGAGAUACCGCUGCUGCCGCCAGACACUUCCGCGUGGCUAAGAGCUUUGAUGCUGUCUUGGAGGCCCUGAGCCGGGGGGAGCCCGUGGACCUCUCCUGCCUGCCGCCGCCACCUGACCAGCUGCCCCCAGACCCACCGUCACCACCGUCGCAGCCGCCGACUCCCGCUACGGCGCCCUCCACACCAGAGGUCCCCCCACCCCCGAGGACCCUGCUGGAGGCGCUGGAGCAGCGGAUGGAGCGGUACCAGGUGGCCGCAGCCCAGGCCAAGAGCAAGGGGGACCAGCGGAAAGCUCGAAUGCACGAGCGCAUUGUCAAGCAAUACCAAGAUGCCAUACGAGCUCACAAGGCUGGCCGAGCCGUGGAUGUCGCUGAAUUGCCCGUGCCUCCAGGCUUCCCCCCCAUCCAGGGCCUGGAGACCACCAAACCCACCCAGCAGAGUCUGGUGGGUGUCCUGGAGACUGCCAUGAAGCUGGCCAACCAGGAUGAAGGCCCAGAGGAUGAAGAGGAUGAGGUGCCUAAGAAGCAGAACAGCCCUGUGGCCCCCACAGCCCAGCCCAAAGCCCCACCCUCAAGGGCUUCCCAGUCAGGAUCAACCCCAGCAGCCAAAGCAGCCCCCAAAGCCCCGUCCACCAGAGCCCAGCAGCAGCUGGCCUUCCUAGAGGGCCGCAAGAAGCAGCUCCUGCAGGCUGCACUUCGAGCCAAGCAGAAAAACGACGUGGAGGGCGCCAAGAUGCAUCUGCGCCAGGCCAAGGGACUGGAGCCUAUGCUGGAGGCCUCGCGCAAUGGGCUGCCUGUGGAUAUCACCAAGGUGCCGCCCGCCCCUGUCAACAAGGAUGACUUUGCCCUGGUCCAGCGGCCCGGCCCAGGUCUGUCUCAGGAGGCCGCCCGGCGCUAUGGUGAACUCACCAAGCUCAUACGGCAGCAGCAUGAGAUGUGCCUGAACCACUCAAACCAAUUCACCCAGCUGGGCAACAUCACUGAAACCACCAAGUUUGAAAAGUUGGCGGAAGACUGUAAGCGGAGCAUGGACAUUCUGAAGCAAGCCUUCGCUCGGGGUCUUCCCACACCCACUGCCCGCUUUGAGCAAAGGACCUUCAGCGUCAUCAAGAUCUUCCCUGACCUCAGCAGCAACGACAUGCUCCUCUUCAUCGUGAAGGGCAUCAACUUGCCCACACCCGCAGGACUGUCCCCUGGCGAUCUGGAUGUCUUUGUUCGGUUUGACUUCCCCUAUCCCAACGUGGAAGAAGCUCAGAAAGACAAGACCAGUGUGAUCAAGAACACAGAUUCUCCUGAGUUCAAGGAGCAGUUCAAACUCUGCAUCAACCGCAGCCACCGUGGCUUCCGAAGGGCCAUCCAGACCAAGGGCAUCAAGUUCGAAGUGGUUCACAAAGGGGGGCUGUUCAAGACUGACCGGGUGCUGGGGACAGCCCAGCUGAAGCUGGAUGCACUGGAGACAGCAUGUGAGGUCCGGGAGAUCCUUGAGGUCCUGGAUGGUCGCCGGCCCACAGGGGGGCGACUGGAGGUGAUGGUUCGGAUUCGGGAGCCACUGACAGCCCAGCAGUUGGAGACAACGACGGAGAGGUGGCUGGUCAUUGACCCUGUGCCAGCAGCUGUGCCCACACAGGUUGCUGGGCCCAAAGGGAAGGCGCCUCCUGUGCCUGCCCCUGCAAGGGAGUCAGGUAACAGCUUGGCUGUUACCUCCUCCAGGAAGCCCUCCCUGACCACUAGGCAUCAUAGUUUCCUGGGUAUGCAGCCAUCGUCCCCACUAGGUUUUGGGAUCAGCAACACCGGAUCAGCCCGGCCCCUGCAUAGCCUCAGUGUGCUGGCCUUUGACCAAGAGCGCCUGGAGCGGAAGAUCCUGGCCCUCAGGCAGGCGCGGCGGCCGGUGCCCCCAGAAGUGGCCCAGCAGUACCAGGACAUCAUGCAACGCAGCCAGUGGCAGAGAGCACAGCUGGAGCAGGGGGGCGUGGGCAUCCGACGGGAAUACGCAGCCCAGCUGGAGCGGCAGCUGCAGUUCUACACGGAGGCUGCUCGGCGCCUGGGCAAUGAUGGCAGCAGGGAGGCUGCAAAGGAGGCACUCUACAGGCGAAAUCUGGUAGAGAGUGAGCUGCAGCGGCUCCGCAGGUGAGGGGCCCGUGGGGCGGGCAGCCCCCAGAAAGUGGGCAGCAGGCCCCGACACCAGGAAGAGCCGACACAGCCACGGACCAGACAAGCAGACAAUCAGCGGACAAUCGGUUCUGGACUCGCCCCUCGUCCGGGCCUCCAGCCCAGCCAGAGCCUCUGUGGCUGUGGGUGUGGGGAACGAUCCCUGCCAGCCAGUGUAUUCCCCUCACCCAGGCCUGGGUGGGCCCCAGAGAGUCCUGUUUGCACAGCCCAGGGGAGUCCGGCCUCUGGCCCACCCCGGAGCAGGGAGGGUGGCUGGGACCAAGCCCCGAGAGCCCCUGCAAGCACUUUACUUCCUGUCCCUCCCCAGCCUUAACCCCAAAGCCCUCCUGCACCCCAAAGAAGCCGCUGAGGCUGGCCGAGCCCCACUGUCUCCCCAGGGGCGUCGACCUGGCCCAGCUGGGUCCCUAGGGCCAGCACAUGGAAUAAAAUAGCCAGGGCCACACUCAG
This is a messenger RNA of Cercocebus atys (sooty mangabey), 3742 nucleotides long. It is a transcript of the gene CC2D1A, whose product is annotated as coiled-coil and C2 domain containing 1A. Gene Ontology annotation, cellular component: nucleus. The transcript has 30 exons. NCBI's taxonomy places the organism in Eukaryota, Metazoa, Chordata, Mammalia, Primates, Cercopithecidae. Gene Ontology annotation, molecular function: DNA-binding transcription repressor activity, RNA polymerase II-specific; RNA polymerase II cis-regulatory region sequence-specific DNA binding. Gene Ontology annotation, biological process: regulation of transcription by RNA polymerase II. The record is from RefSeq and is a predicted model, not a curated record. Bases 297 to 3257 code for a protein of 986 amino acids.